UUCUUCGUCUUACCUACGAUCUAUAGAUUUUUGUAUUUCCGUAUCACUUCAAUCCGUGCGUCUUCGUUUCUGUUUUCGUAUAUCAUUCAUCCUUAAACCUCAUGGAUUGCAGGAAUCACUACACAAUCAUGAUUCACGAAUGCCGCCUCAAAGUUCAUACAAGGCUCUGGAGGCUGCAUCGGAUACAAAAGAAGGAAACGAAUCAACCCCAACGCAAAGCCUUCUCAAGAACUGGCCAUUGAUGUCAUCUAUCAUCAUAUACUGCAUCUUUGCUCUUCAUGAUAUGGCUUACUCAGAGAUCUUCUCAUUAUGGGCUGUGACCCCCAGAAAGUUUGGAGGCUUAAGUUAUUCAACUGUUGAUGUUGGUGAAGUACUGUCGAUCUCAGGAUGUGGCCUUCUAUUCUUUCAACUAACUCUGUAUCCAUUGGUUGAGAAGUAUGUUGGUCCAAUUGCCAUUGCUCGUGUUGCAGGAGUUUUGUCAAUUCCGUUAUUGGCAUGUUACCCUUAUAUUGCUAUGCUCUCUGGGACCGCCCUCACUGUGGCAAUAAAUUUUGCAUCCUUGUUGAAGAAUGCUUUAUCUAUUUCUAUCAUAACGGGGCUGUUCAUAUUGCAAAACAAAGCAGUG
Messenger RNA from Capsicum annuum, 625 nucleotides. Its product is annotated as protein ZINC INDUCED FACILITATOR-LIKE 1-like. The transcript has 5 exons. The record is from RefSeq and is a predicted model, not a curated record. The annotation marks the transcript as partial. Gene Ontology annotation, molecular function: solute:potassium antiporter activity. Gene Ontology annotation, cellular component: plasma membrane; plant-type vacuole membrane. Gene Ontology annotation, biological process: regulation of stomatal closure. Lineage: Eukaryota; Viridiplantae; Streptophyta; Magnoliopsida; Solanales; Solanaceae.